This is a messenger RNA of Elgaria multicarinata webbii, 432 nucleotides long. Its product is annotated as natriuretic peptides A-like. Gene Ontology annotation, cellular component: extracellular region. The record is from RefSeq and is a predicted model, not a curated record. Gene Ontology annotation, molecular function: hormone activity. Bases 1 to 432 code for a protein of 143 amino acids. NCBI's taxonomy places the organism in Eukaryota, Metazoa, Chordata, Lepidosauria, Squamata, Anguidae. The transcript is spliced from 3 exons.
AUGGGAUCAACCGUUCCUCUUCUGCUUCUUCUGUGGCUUGUGGGUCAACUUCAAGGCAGAACCAAAGCCCAACCUAUCGACAGGGUGGAACUGGCUGACAUCAAGGCACUUCUGGAGCGUUUGGAAGAAAAACUCCAGCCGGAAGAAAGCGACACAGGGCUUGGCCGAGGCUUCGAUGAACCGAAUGGCGAAACGGCGGAAGACGCUUACGAAACUCUGCCUUCCUGGGAAGACGAAUACGCACAGCCCCAAAGCGAAGGUGGCUUCGGCCAUGGCAGGCGGCAGCCACCAGAGAGGAUGCCGGCAGCCACGAGGAACAAAUUGAGGGCACUUUUCAGUGCCCCCCGCAACAGAACUGAAGCGAAACCUGAAAUUAGCAACGAUCUCCGUCUCCAGCAAGUAACCUCCAAGCCUUUCUUCGAAACCCCCUGA